This is a messenger RNA of Desarmillaria tabescens, 2259 nucleotides long. RefSeq lists its product as uncharacterized. Gene Ontology annotation, biological process: DNA-templated transcription. Gene Ontology annotation, cellular component: nucleus. Bases 1 to 2259 code for a protein of 752 amino acids. Lineage: Eukaryota; Fungi; Basidiomycota; Agaricomycetes; Agaricales; Physalacriaceae. The record is from RefSeq and is a predicted model, not a curated record. The transcript is spliced from 11 exons. Gene Ontology annotation, molecular function: DNA binding; zinc ion binding; DNA-binding transcription factor activity, RNA polymerase II-specific.
AUGACCGCGGCCUCUGAGUCAGGCACUACAAAUAAUCCUUCCAAAGAGACGAACCAGAACUCGAACGACGAUGAUCCGCCACCGGUCACCCUUGCAAGGCCUUUCAGAUCCAGGAAAAAUCGCCCAUGCGAUGGCUGCCGGCGAGCAAAGACGAGAUGUGCAAUAACAGAGGUUGGAACGCCGUGUGUCGAGUGUCAGCACACCCGCAAGAAAUGCACUUUUGACGAGCUACCUCGAGAAAGGAAAAAGCCCAGCAAGCGGUCACUGUCACCUCAGGAACUCACAAUUGACUCUGUUAAUCCGGUACCAUCGAAGCGGUCGCGUACGAAUGCUUCAAGUCAUGCUCAGGCUGUCAAUACCGAUCCUGGACCGAGCACGCAACAGAUCAAUGACUCAGACGCAGUCGCGCUGGAAGAAACUCGAGGCUACCACAUCAUCACAGCAGUGUUGACGGACGAUCUUUUACCUGUCGGUGCGCGCAAGGCUGGUGCUGAUCUUGCCCUAGGCGAGAGGAGCGAGCAGACACGACAGAUUUCACUCGAUGGAAGAAACCCCCAAUACGCUAUAUUCAGUAGAAAGUCAGACAACACUUACCUCGACAAUGUCAAGUCAGCCCUGUCUCUCCUGCAUCCUCCGCCGAGCCAGACGGCCCUUCUCGACCUUUAUCUGUCUGCUAGCAACGCCGCAUUUCCGAUUCUACCCCCACCUAAAUAUAUUCUAACCAGCACCCAGUCAAGUUCCUCGCCAUACUCCCCUGAUUAUCCAUACCCUUUGCCCGUUCUGUCUAAAAUCUAUAUUGCUGCGCUUAACCAUGCACCCAGGGGGAUGUAUAGGCCAUCGGUCAAAACGGUGAGGAAGCUGACCAAAGGACAGGAGGCAACCGGACUUCCAAGGAGCAGUCUAUCGAAUAUCUCCGAUGCCCUCCUGGACAUAUCGGCGCGUCCCUUGAGCAGUGCGGAGGAUGACUAUCUGAUUUUGGCUCGGGCCCUUGCCCAAGCGCAGCUUUUGGGGCUUCACAUAGACCCAACUAAUUGGGGUAUUCCAUCCUGGGAGAAGGAUUUUCGACGUGUAUUGUGGUGGGCAUUACGAGUUCAUGAUUCCUGGGCAUCAUUCCUCAACUCUCGCCCUUCUCAUGUACAGACAAACAACCAUACUGUCCCGUUACCGUCUAUCGCUACUAUUCUUUCUGCUACCCAGCAACUGAAACCUUCGCAUCCGGUGCUAAGCAACUCCCCUGGACAUCUUUCGAAUGUCUCCUCCCCUCGUUCGCAGCAUCAACAUAGCCCACAGGGCCACCCGUCUUCGCAGCGAGGAUCGCCAUUUACUCCCAUUCGUUCCGUCCCCUCUGUUCCCCCGCAUGUCCACUCAGCGAACUCUUUUCUUCAUCUAUGUCGACUCACGAUUCUUGUUUCGCGACUUCAAACACAAGUCUGUACUCUUAUGGCGCCGAAGGAUGAACGCCUAGGCCGUGUCGUCGAUAUUGAGAAAGAAGUAGACUCAUUAUUGGAAGAAGCGCGUGAAGCGCAUAAAGAGGGUGCAGUGGAUGCCCCGGGAUUCCGUGAUUCAUGUCAUAUCGGUGCAGCAUCACUAAUGACCUGUCUCCUUGGCUUUCGGUGCAUGGCAAGGCGUAUAGCAAUUGAACUCAGCAUCGGGCUUGGCAGUCCAUUCACACCGGAUCCAGAGACAUUGGAAAGAUAUGCUCAGGCAGUGGAGUAUAUCACCGCACUAGACGGUAGAGCGUUCGAUGGGUUCUGGCUUGUCUAUGUCGGCCACAUUCUUUCGUCAGUAACGUCGUCCCUUAUCCGGCUUAGUCUUGCUACCACGGCCUCUCUCGACUCACCCGCCACGUCUCCCUCGGCCCAACAGCACCGUCUUCACGUCGACUCUCGCACGAACCCAAUAUUUCUUCUUUGCCGUUUCCGCUGCGCCCUUCAAAAGGCGCGGGACUUCCACCACUGGGACCUUGCCAAUGCUGCCCUGACACGGGCUGAAAAUGUUGCUGCCUGUCUACAGAACCUAGGUGAAGAGUUUGGGAAUGUCGUUCUUGCCCUUAAAGGCACAUUGUUCAGUCAACACGAGGAGAUAUUUCCUCAGGCUAUGGGAGGGCACAGUAACGGGAACGUGGAGGCGAUGAUCGCAUCGGAUGUGAGGAACUGGAAUAUCGAUCUCAACGCCUUUGGGACUGGUGCGGAUUGGAGUGGGUUUGAAGGGAUGCCAGCUAUAGGCCCGUCGCCGGAUUAUGGGUUUAUUUCGUCAUGA